Echinococcus granulosus is the source of this 441-nucleotide messenger RNA. Its product is annotated as Ras-related protein RabJ. NCBI's taxonomy places the organism in Eukaryota, Metazoa, Platyhelminthes, Cestoda, Cyclophyllidea, Taeniidae. Gene Ontology annotation, molecular function: GTP binding; GTPase activity. The record is from RefSeq and is a predicted model, not a curated record. Bases 1 to 441 code for a protein of 146 amino acids. The transcript has 4 exons.
AUGCCGAUAGGCAACGCAGACGUCUACGGAAAUACAGUCAAAUUUUCAAUCUACGAUGUGCCGGGUUCACCUGAAUAUCAAUCUUUAGCGGCGGGGGUCUAUGCCGGCAUUGAAGUAGCCAUUCUCUGUUUCGACGUAACUAGUCAAGCAUCCUUCGACGGUCUCUCAGCUUGGAUUAGUAAAAUCAAUGCCGGACUGCCUCUAAAAGGCGUGAAAGUGCUGGUUGGUCUAAAGAAGGACAUGACACGACAGGUACAGUUGGAGACUGCUCGCAGCUUCGCGACUCAGAACGGUUAUGUGUACUUUGAGGCUUCCGCCAAAUCCGGACAAAAAGAUGUCAAUGAGGUCUUCUGCGUGAGCGCUGCCAAAGCACUCGACAUACCGGUGCCACCUCCACCAGAGCCCAAGCCAAAGGGAUCGCCCUGUUGCUGCUUCAUGUAA